Molecule: messenger RNA, 998 nt
Organism: Drosophila yakuba
Lineage: Eukaryota; Metazoa; Arthropoda; Insecta; Diptera; Drosophilidae
Exons: 1
Coding region: 153-869 (238 amino acids)
Molecular function (GO): protein binding
Source: RefSeq, a predicted model, not a curated record
UUACAUUCAAGGAGUUCCAGAGGCAAACUUCUCCAAAUCGGACUUGACCUGGCAACACAGAGCUUGUGUAUUAAAACGAACAUAACCCGAGUUAACUAACCCUCCACCAGCACUAUAUAUAUACACAUAUAUCCCCAUAGUCAAGGAUCAGGAUGCGGAAGGUGCAGGUCCUGGUGCAGACGCGCGAUGGACGGAAGACCGUCUACGAGGUGGAUCGCUUUGGAACGGUGGGCAGUCUGAAGACGCGGAUUGGACGCGCCAUGUCCGUGCCCAUGGGCUUUAGCCGGCUAUCGUACAAGGGUCGCGUGCUGCCCAAUCAGAGUGUGCUGGAGGAUGUGGGCGCCAACAAGAUGUCCACCCUGGAUCUCAGCUGGGAGCCGGUCGUCCUAACGCCCAAACAGUUGAGCGAAAAGGAGAGCGAAUGCGGCAAAAUCGAGGGCUAUGGCCAGAUGGUCAGAACUGGUGGCCUCAUGCAGACAUUGGGCAGUUUCCAGGAUGCGGAUGCCGUAGCACCCAACGGUGGCAUAGUCAAUAAUGGACCAACAACGGAUGACUCCAGUCCGCGGCCACUGAACGCGGAGGAUGAGCUGGAGGAGGAGCUGGAGGAUCAGGACAUGAACUGCGCAUCUUCCGAUGGACUCGAUUUCUUUGCCAUUCAGCCGAGCUUCAAGAAAUCCGAUGACUUACUGGCCAAAGGCCAACGAGAGAUGGCGCCAUUGGAGACACCAGAGACACCAAAGACACCAGAGACACCAGAGACACUGAAGCCACCAGAGCCACUGAAUCUGGCCAAGAAUGUGGAGAAAUGUGCCGCAACCAAGGCGCCCGUUCACAAGAAGAAGGGCAAGAAGAACCGCAAAAAGAAGUAGACUGUUGUAUAUUUUUUUUUUUUUCUUGAUUGUCAAUUCGAAAUUCCCUCGAAAGCAAGCGAUUUUCAACCUUUGAUUUGAAAUCUAAAUUUGCGUUAACAGCAAAACUAAUAAAAAAAAAAACCUCGA